Xylaria bambusicola is the source of this 4122-nucleotide messenger RNA. Its product is annotated as P-loop containing nucleoside triphosphate hydrolase protein. NCBI's taxonomy places the organism in Eukaryota, Fungi, Ascomycota, Sordariomycetes, Xylariales, Xylariaceae. The record is from RefSeq and is a predicted model, not a curated record. Gene Ontology annotation, cellular component: actin cortical patch; actin cytoskeleton; cytoplasm. Gene Ontology annotation, biological process: vesicle transport along actin filament; actin filament organization; endocytosis. The transcript has 3 exons. Gene Ontology annotation, molecular function: actin filament binding; ATP binding; microfilament motor activity. The coding region runs from base 85 to 3714 and encodes 1209 amino acids.
UCCUUGCGGUAAUUCGUACCCGCCCGCCAACACCACACUCCUUCGAGGUGAUUAGGCUGACGACGAGGUUCAUGCGAGCCCAACAUGGGUAUCAGUAGACGUCCGAAAGACAAAGCCGGAGGCGCGGGAGCGCAGAGCAACGCCCCCAAACCCAAGAAGGCCACUUUCGAGACCACCAAGAAAAAGGAGAUAGGCGUUUCGGAUCUAACGUUGCUCAGCAAAGUCUCCAACGAGGCCAUAAACGAGAAUUUGAAGAAGAGAUUCGAAGGCCGCGAAAUCUACACGUACAUCGGCCAUGUCUUGGUUUCGGUCAACCCCUUCCGCGACCUCGGCAUCUACACCGAUGAGGUUCUGGAGUCAUACAAGGGAAAGAAUCGCCUCGAGAUGCCCCCACAUGUUUUCGCAAUCGCCGAGUCAUCAUACUAUAACAUGAAAGCAUACAAAGACAAUCAGUGUGUUAUUAUAUCCGGAGAGUCCGGUGCGGGUAAAACCGAGGCCGCUAAGCGCAUUAUGCAAUACAUCGCCAACGUGUCAGGAGGAGAAAGUGGCGAGAUCAAGCAGAUCAAGGAUAUGGUGCUAGCAACCAAUCCUUUGCUUGAGUCCUUUGGAAAUGCCAAGACACUUCGAAAUAAUAAUUCGUCGCGGUUCGGCAAGUACCUUCAAAUACAUUUUAACAACAAUGGAGAGCCUGUUGGUGCAGAUAUCACGAACUAUCUCCUGGAAAAGACGAGAGUGGUUGGCCAAAUUAUCAACGAGCGAAAUUUCCACAUUUUUUACCAGUUUGCGAAAGGUGCCUCGGAAAAUUAUAGGACCAUGUUCGGUGUGCAGAAGCCCGAGACCUACGCAUACCUUAGCCGAUCGAAAUGCUUUAAUGUUGACGGCAUUGAUGAUUUAGCAGAAUUUCGGGAUACUUUACAAGCGAUGAAUAUCAUCGGCCUGACACAAGCGGAGCAAGAUGAGGUUUUCCGUAUGUUGGCCGCAAUUCUAUGGGCUGGAAACAUCCAGUUUAUCGAGGGUGACGACGGAUAUGCAGCCGUUAGAGAUCAGUCCGUUGUAGACUUCUUAGCAUAUCUGCUUGAAGUCACGCCUGCUGCCUUAAUCAAGGGUAUAACUAUCAGGGUUUUGACACCCAGAAGUGGGGAGGUUAUCGAGUCACCCACGAAUGUUGCACAAGCCACCGCCACACGAGACGCGCUCAGCAUGGCUAUCUAUUACAAUCUAUUUGACUGGAUAGUGGGCAGGAUUAAUCAGUCGCUCAAGGCUCGACAAGCUACUUCUAAUCAUAUCGGUAUUCUCGACAUCUAUGGCUUCGAAAUUUUCGAAAAGAACAGCUUUGAGCAGCUUUGCAUCAACUACGUCAAUGAAAAGCUACAGCAAAUCUUCAUUCAGCUUACACUCAAGGCUGAACAAGACGAGUAUGCUCGCGAACAGAUUCAGUGGACCCCUAUCAAAUACUUUGAUAACAAAGUUGUUUGCGACUUGAUCGAGCAAGUCCGGCCUACUGGUGUCUUCUCUGCCUUAAAGGAUGCGACCAAGACAGCGCAUGCGGACCCUGCCGCCUGUGAUCGUACAUUUAUGCAGACUGUGAACGGCAUGUCUAACCCCCACCUCACGCCACGGCAAGGCAACUUCAUUAUCAAACACUACGCUGGUGAUGUCAGUUAUACCGUGGAUGGAAUAACCGAUAAGAAUAAAGACCAGCUGCUUAAAGGUGUUCAAAAUCUUUUCCAGCAAAGUUCAAACCAGUUCGUCCACACGCUCUUCCCCCAACAAGUUGACCAAGAUAAUCGCAAACAACCACCAACUGCCGGUGAUCGAAUCCGUACUUCGGCGAAUGCUCUUGUGGAUACUCUGAUGAAAUGUCAGCCAUCCUAUAUCCGCACGAUUAAACCGAACGAGAAUAAGUCACCCACAGAAUAUAAUGUUCCCAACGUACUGCAUCAGAUCAAGUAUCUUGGUCUGCAGGAAAACGUGAGGAUUCGACGAGCCGGCUUUGCUUAUCGCCAAUCGUAUGAGAAGUUUGUAGAACGCUUCUUCCUCCUGUCUCCCGCAACAUCGUAUGCAGGCGAGUACACUUGGCAGGGCUCAGAAGAGGCAGCUGUUAAGCAAAUCCUCAAAGACACGAGUAUACCCAAGGAAGAAUGGCAGAUGGGUGUAACAAAAGCUUUCAUCAAGUCUCCUGAAACGUUAUUUGCUCUGGAGACAAUGCGUGAUCGGUACUGGCAUAACAUGGCAAUUCGUAUCCAGCGAAUGUGGAGGGCGUAUCUAGCGUACCGUGCUGAAUCGGCGACUCGGAUACAGCGAUUCUGGCGCAAGAAGCGAGUCGGUGCCGAGUACCUCCAGUUGAGAGAUCGCGGCCACCAAGUACUACAAGGUCGAAAAGAACGAAGGAGAUUUAGCUUACUAGGUUCUCGUCGUUUCUUGGGCGAUUACUUGGGUAUCAAUGCUUCCACAGGACCUGGAUCUCAUGUUCGGAACGCUGUUGGAAUGUCCUCAAACGAGAAGGCUCUCUUCUCGUGCCGUGGUGAAGUCUUAGAAGCCAAAUUUGGUCGAUCUAGUAAAGCAAGUCCCCGAAUUUUUGUUGUGACCAACAGUAAAUUCUACAUCGUGGCACAAGCGCUCGUCAAUGGCCAACCGCAGAUUUCCAUCGAACGCUCAGCACCCUUGGGGGCUAUCAAAUUUAUUGGCACUUCAACUAGUAGAGACGACUGGUUCUCUUUAGGUAUCGGAUCUCCUCAAGAGCCCGACCCUCUGCUUAAUUGUGUACUAAAGACUGAACUCUUUACGCACAUGCAACGCGCGAUGCCCGGCGGAUUCAAUUUGAAGAUAGGCGAAACUAUAGAGUACGCCAAGAAGCCCGGCAAGAUGCAGAUAGUCAAGGUCUUGAGAGAUUCGCAGCAAGCUGUUGAUUUCUACAAGAGCGGUGGCAUUCAUACCCAGCCAGGCGAGCCGCCGUCUUCAGUCUCGUGGCCUAUGCCGCGAGCCAACCCUGUGCCACCCCGUCCAAUUACCAGAGGCAAGCUCAUCAAGCCUGGUGGCCCUGGUGGUCGACCCUCAAGGCUCACAGGAUCUCGACCCAACACUUCGAAGCAUAGUCCGGCUGCAGUGCAAGCUUCCCGACCAGUCCCAACCCCCAGUGCGAUACAGACGCCACGAGCAGUCCCAACUCCUAUGGCGGGUACCAACGGUAUACCUAGCCAUACUCGUAACAAGAGCUCGACGUCAUCUGCUCGAGCCCCUCCGCCUCCACCACCACCAGCUCCUCCUGCAAAACCAAAGAUCAUGGCGAAGGUCUUGUAUGAUUUUGCUAGUCAGAGAGAGAACGAGCUCUCCAUUAGAGCAGGAGACAUCAUUGAAGUUGUCCAGAAGGAAAACAAUGGUUGGUGGCUUGCAAAGAGUGGCGUAGGACAGGCCUGGGUUCCGGCUGCAUAUGUUGAAGAACAAGCACCUGCGCCUGCACUGGUCCCACGGUCUCCACCACCGCCGCCGGGCAUGAAUGGUAUGGGCAAGGCCAAACCAAACCCACCGGCGAAACGACCCGCCACCGCUAAGAAACCGGGGGCAUUACAAGCCCGAGACUCCGGGAUGAGUAUGAACGGGAAUGACUCGGAUGGCAGCAGAAGCAACACGCCGACUGCUGCUGGUGCCUUAGCCAACGCACUGCUCGCAAGAAAAAACGCUAUGCAAAAACAGAAUGAUGAUGAUGACUGGUAGAUCACGGAUUGCACGCGCAUAGAAAAUUUCGGAUGGUUUCUUCAUUCGGCGUUGUCGCUUACAGACCUAAGCGACGACGCGGUAAUGCGAGGGCGUAGCGUCAUUUUCAAGACAAUUGACGCAUAUUCGGCCCUUUUCUCUUUUUACGUGAUCGAUACUGCAAGAUUAUAUGGCAAAGCGAUGCACUCCCCAGAUAGCGGAGGCUGAGUAAAGAUUGGGAUGCGUGGGACGAGAUGGGAAGAGGGCUCCGGAUGCAUUACGCCCUCAGUCAUGUAUAGCUACCUAGACAUAAGUAUGCACUAAUGUUUAGAUGAUAAACAGAAGAAUGAUAGCCUGUACGGCCGGCCGCGUUAGAGCGGAGCCAUAGAUGACUUCGCAUAUUGUUCAUUAGCAUUCCCAUUUAAUUGU